GGAAGAAGAAACGGCGAAAGGAAGAGGAGAACAAAGAAAGAAGAGAAAGACGUGAAGAGAAGAGGGGAACUUGGAAGGAAUGGAGCGACGCCGCGUUGACGUGAGGGGAAAAAGGGAGGAGAGCCAACAAUCUUCAACCUCCAAUUCCCGGGUUCGGUGCACAUCGCCCACCAAUUACUCCCUCCCUAGUCUACCUCAUCUCAUUUCCCUCCUGUGCUCUGCAUUUACGCCAGUCGUGCUUUGCUGCUGUUCCCUGCCGUGUAACAGACUUGCCAACCAGACCGUUAGGCCUGACCGCAGACAAGAUAGCGGCGCAGCCAAGAAUGAGUCCUUAAACACACCAACCUGGCAAUUGACAGGAACACUAGCGGUCAGGCGCCUGGCACCAUGAUUCGUCCACUUAUAAGAUCGAGGUCAGAAUUAAGUUUCUAUAGUCAAUAGUGGUAU
Molecule: messenger RNA, 447 nt
Organism: Aspergillus homomorphus CBS 101889
Lineage: Eukaryota; Fungi; Ascomycota; Eurotiomycetes; Eurotiales; Aspergillaceae
Exons: 2
Coding region: 80-391 (103 amino acids)
Source: RefSeq, a predicted model, not a curated record